AUGUCUCAUCAUGAUCAAAAUAGAAAAAUAUCAAAGAAAGAACUCAAUAGAUCAGAAUUUACUGUUAUAGAGCAGUUUGUGGAUAAUGUUUAUAGCUUUAGUUCUCAAUAUGGCAAUAAUAUCAGCAUAUCUUAUACUGCUCCUAAUAUAAUUGGACCACCUAGCAAGUUUCCAGAGUAUGGAGAUUUCCCACAGGCAUUUGCUAUGAGAACUUAUGGAUUAUGGUGGGAUAAAGCACCUUCAAGAUCAAUUGAUUAUAUGCCACAGAAUAAUCCGGAUGUUGUGAGCCAAGACUAUAUUGAUAUUGAAUAUCGUGAACCAGUAUAUCCAAUUAGAGUAUCAAUAUAUGAAUUGUAUAAUCCUGGGAGUGUAAUUGCUAUCUGGGCACAAGAUUGUUAUGGUCAAUGGUUUCAACUGUGGAGUGGACUGCCUCAGAUUGUAACCCAACAAUCGCGAUUAUUCUCCCCACCUUUACAAUUGUGUAAUUUUAAAACCAAAAUGUUAAGGCUAGAAUUUAAUCAUAGCUUAUUGGACUAUUACACAGAGUUGGAUGCUGUGUCGCUUAUUGGUACAUCAGAAAUGAUGUUUCCUAAAGAUCCAUCAAAUAAGCGGAACUUAUCUGAUUUAUUACAAGAUACGAUUUAUGGUCAUUUCAAUAAUAUUGCAGAUCAUAAUUUAACACCACAUUAUGAAAAUCCACAACAAAACAUAAAUAAUCUGAAAGUAAUAUUGGAUGAAUAUUACACUACAUAUGAAAGUAACAAUCUUCAGAGUAUGUUAAUAUCUGACGUGGAACAAAUUUAUCAUUCCAUACCACCUAUUGAAGAAGGAUUAAAUAACAUGCAACAAUUUUUAAUAAAAGAUUUACCAAGAUUUGUGAACAAUGUUGAAGCUUCUUCCAAUGAACCCAAAGAAUUAUGUGGCAAUUUUUCUAUACUUUCUAUUGAAACGAUACUAAAAAUAUUAAAGAAAUUAGACUUGAAAUCGUUAUAUCGCAUAUCGAGAGUAAAUAAAUGUAAAUAUUUACGAAGAUUGGAUCUUUCGUGGUGUGGUAAUCACGGUAUGUUUUCUGCUACAAGUAUUAAAGAAUUUCUCAUUGAAUGUGGCAGUCUCCUAACACAUUUACGAUUAAAUUGCUGCAAAAAUGUUGACGAUUCUACCAUUUAUCAAAUAUCAGUUACAUGUAAAAAUUUGAAAGAAUUAUGCUUACGCAAUUGUCAGAGCAUACAAGAUAAGGGAUUUGAGUAUCUUGAGAAUCUUGAAUUUCUCGAGCGUUUAGAUUUUUACAGGACAUCUAUAAAGACUGAAACUUUAUGCAAAAUAUUACAAAAAAAUCGAUGGUUGCGUCACUUAAAUGUAGUAGGAACAUUUCAAGAUAAUAUAAAUAUCGACAUAGUCGCAAUGGAAUUGGGAAGAUCGUGUCCAAAUUUGGAAAGUAUAGAUUUUUGGAAGGCACAAACACUUACAGCACUAGGUAUUAAUGCUCUGGCUGCUUGUAAGAAUCUACGAGAAGUGGAUUUUAGUUGGUGUGGUAAUACAUCUGGUCAUGGUGAAACCUUAGUGAAAUUGUUCUCUUGUUGUCAAUUCUUGGAGAAAAUCUUUUUGGCCACCUUUCGAGGACUCACGGAUCGCGAUUUGAAAGGAUUGACACAGUGCAAACAUUUAAAACAAUUGGAUUUAUUAGGUGCGUUAUCUCUGACACCAGAGAUAUGUUAUGAAAUUUUGUCAAGUUGCCCCAAACUGGAAUUGAUGGAUCUCAGCUUUUGUGACAACAUUAACAAUUUUUACAUUGAGAAGUUGCGACAAGAGUAUCCACAUGUAGCUAUUAAAAGAAUAAUGGAUUAUCAUUAA
Camponotus floridanus (Florida carpenter ant) is the source of this 1851-nucleotide messenger RNA. It is a transcript of the gene Fbxl4, whose product is annotated as F-box/LRR-repeat protein 4. The transcript has 8 exons. The record is from RefSeq and is a predicted model, not a curated record. Gene Ontology annotation, cellular component: SCF ubiquitin ligase complex. The coding region runs from base 1 to 1851 and encodes 616 amino acids. Lineage: Eukaryota; Metazoa; Arthropoda; Insecta; Hymenoptera; Formicidae. Gene Ontology annotation, biological process: SCF-dependent proteasomal ubiquitin-dependent protein catabolic process.